Molecule: messenger RNA, 3986 nt
Organism: Nicrophorus vespilloides
Lineage: Eukaryota; Metazoa; Arthropoda; Insecta; Coleoptera; Silphidae
Gene: kcc
Product: solute carrier family 12 member 4
Exons: 15
Coding region: 490-3774 (1094 amino acids)
Biological process (GO): cell volume homeostasis; potassium ion import across plasma membrane; chemical synaptic transmission
Cellular component (GO): membrane
Molecular function (GO): potassium:chloride symporter activity
Source: RefSeq, a predicted model, not a curated record
CUGCGAGAUGGGUGUUUCUUAAAACAUACAAUUUUGCAUCUGUAUCUCCUCUCAUUUCUUGUUUCCUGGUGGUGUAGCUGGACGUCUAUUAGGUAUAGAUGAGAUUUUUGGAUAGGACAUGAUGAUUUGGAGGAGGGAAAAUAUGCAGAAGGUGGAAAUUGGAGGAAAUCGAAACAUUUUCGGUUUGGGAUUGGUAGUCAGGUGCGAAAUGGGCAUUUCCAAAGUGGUUGCGGAGCGUAGCACGGGGGGUAUGGCCACGAAAUAGCGUGGACCAACUGUGAAAAGGAUGCUGCGCGUGCGGCCGCGCCGUCGAUAUGCUUAUCCUAGGGGUGCAACGAGCAGGAGCAGGGAUGCUGUCGCUUGUUCGUUCUGUCGUCGUCGUGAUCAGUUGCUUCUGAAGCCCUCGUCGGGGUCUGUUGGUCGUGUAUUCUCUUGUGCUGCAAUCGGCACCUGGUCGUCGGCGCCUAAGGUGGAUGCCGGUCCCUUGUCAUGUCAGCCGGCGAAGAUGACCGUAAGGCACCAGCCUCCCCAGUCCAAAAACCAAUUGCCGAUGGCCACUGUUCUCCCGCCAAAGACGCAGGAGAUGGCACCGACGAGCAGACAUUCGUCUCUGAGAAGGUCUCUGGCUAUGAGACGAAUCUCUACCUCUAUUCGGAGGAGAUGGAGGAUAGACCGCGGAUCUCGACGCUUAUCAGCUCGUUGGCAAACUAUUCCAAUACCAUCCCACCAGCAUCUGCUGAUCCAGAUGCUAGACCGGCAGGUGGCGGUGCUCGGAUGGGUACCCUCAUCGGGGUGUACCUACCGUGCAUCCAGAACAUCUUUGGAGUGAUUCUUUUUAUUCGUUUGACGUGGGUCGUUGGUACUGCUGGUGCUGUUCAAGGAUUCCUGAUUGUUUUAUGCUGUUGUUGUGUAACCAUGCUAACUGCUAUAUCUAUGUCGGCCAUUGCUACUAAUGGAGUGGUACCGGGCGGGGGGAGCUACUUCAUGAUAUCCAGAUCAUUAGGCCCAGAGUUCGGAGGAGCCGUGGGGAUGCUGUUCUACACGGGGACUACGCUAGCAGCAGCCAUGUACAUUGUGGGUGCUGUCGAGAUUGUCCUAACGUACAUGGCACCUAGCCUUUCGAUAUUCGGAGAUUUCACCAAAGAUGCGAGCGCUAUGUAUAACAAUUUCAGAGUAUACGGGACAGGCCUUCUUGUUGUGAUGGGUACCAUAGUCUUUAUCGGUGUCAAAUUCGUCAACAAGUUCGCCACCCUUGCUUUGGCCUGCGUUAUAUUCUCCAUCAUCGCCGUAUACGUCGGUAUCUUCGUUAAUAUCAACGGCAACGAUAACCUGCACAUGUGCGUUCUUGGAAAGCGUCUCCUGAAGGACAUAUCCUUGAAUGAGUGCAACAAAACGGAAGGCGGUGCUUUGCAUCGAGUAUUCUGUAAUACAACCACUUGUGAUCCUUAUUACGAAUCUCACAAUGUAUCCAUUGUGCAAGGCAUCAAGGGCUUAUCAUCCGGCGUACUCCUCGACAACAUCAAGGACAGCUUCCUCGAACUGGGACAGUUCAUAUCGCAGGGCAAAAACCUUGAGGAUAUUGAGAACUUAGGUCGCGAUGAGUACAAUCAAGUGUCCGCUGAUAUCACGGCUACGUUCACGAUCUUGAUCGGAAUUUUCUUCCCAUCUGUAACCGGAAUCAUGGCAGGUUCAAAUCGCUCCGGCGACUUGGCUGAUGCACAGAAGUCCAUUCCCAUUGGAACAAUUUGUGCAAUUUUAACGACAUCCAUUGUUUACCUGUCCACCGUGAUUCUGUUCGCCGGCACCGUUGACAAUCUGCUCCUCAGGGACAAGUUCGGUGUAUCAAUCGGUGGAAAGUUGGUUGUAGCGAAUAUAGCCUGGCCCAAUCAGUGGGUAAUUCUGAUCGGUUCAUUCCUAUCGACUCUGGGUGCUGGUCUUCAAUCGCUAACUGGAGCACCUCGACUCUUACAAGCUAUUGCCAAGGACGGAAUCAUUCCAUUCCUAUCACCAUUUGCUGUAUCAUCUAGCAGAGGUGAACCGACCAGAGCACUGGUUCUGACUAUCCUCAUAUGCCAGUGCGGUAUUUUACUCGGAAACGUCGACUAUCUAGCACCACUUCUUUCGAUGUUCUUCCUCAUGUGCUAUGGAUUUGUAAACCUGGCUUGCGCCCUGCAAACUCUUCUCAGGACACCUAACUGGAGACCUCGCUUCAAGUAUUAUCAUUGGUCACUGUCCUUCAUCGGGCUUGCCCUUUGCAUUGCGAUUAUGUUCAUGACGUCUUGGUAUUAUGCUUUAAUUGCGAUGGGUAUGGCUGGUUUAAUCUACAAAUACAUCGAGUACCGUGGCGCGGAGAAAGAAUGGGGUGAUGGAAUCCGGGGUUUGGCAUUAUCGGCGGCAAGGUUCUCUUUGCUGCGCCUCGAGGAAGGUCCUCCGCACACCAAGAAUUGGAGACCACAGAUCCUUAUUUUAGUAAAAUUAACCUCCGAUCUAGUUCCAAAGUAUCGCAAGCUAUUUGCGUUUGCUUCCCAGUUGAAAGCUGGCAAAGGGCUUACGGUUUGUGCAUCUGUUAUUAACGGAGAUUAUACUAGGGCAUGCGGCGAAGCCAUGGCAGCGAAGCAGAAUCUGAGGAGAACUGUUGAUGAGGAACGCGUCAAAGGCUUUGUCGAUAUUUUAGUUGCUCGCAAUGUCACCGAUGGACUAUCACAUCUGAUUCAAACGAGCGGACUCGGUGGUAUGAAACCGAACACAGUAAUACUGGGAUGGCCAUACGGUUGGCGCCAAUCAAAGGAUAAUAACAGGACAUGGCAGGUCUUUCUACAGACCGUCCGUAACGUGACUUCUGCCCGUAUGGCAUUGCUUGUUCCGAAAGGUAUUAACUUCUUCCCCGAUUCAUCGGAGAAGGUGGUAGGAAAUAUCGACGUUUGGUGGAUUGUACACGAUGGAGGACUUCUGAUGUUAUUGCCUUUCUUACUGAAACAACAUCGAACCUGGAAGAACUGCAAGAUGCGCAUCUUCACCGUGGCGCAGAUGGAAGAUAACUCUAUACAGAUGAAGAAGGAUUUGAAAAUGUUUUUGUACCACUUACGUAUUGAGGCAGAGGUUGAAGUUGUUGAGAUGUUGGAUAGUGAUAUUUCGGCUUACACGUACGAGAGGACCCUGAUGAUGGAGCAGCGCAACCAGAUGCUGCGAGAACUACGGCUCAACAAAAAAGAAAGUUUGGGAGUGGUACAGACAUUGGUGGAUUUCAAUGAAGUAUCGGCGGAAGAAAAACUGCCUCUGGUUCAGUCCAUUGUAGACCAACAUCAUCAAAAUGAUGCCAAAACAACGAAAGUGCGUUUCCAAGAGCCAGGCUCGGAGGGCGCGGCUGAUGCUGCAGACAAGAAACCGAACGACGAACCUUCGAACGAGGUACCAACGGUGGAUGUGAACGGUGAUUGCGAGAAUUCAAUAAGAGAGAAGGAGGACGCGUCGGAGAAGGAGCCGCUAACGGACGCCAAGGAGAGCGAGGGAGAAGACGAGAAGAAUCCUGCCACAAUAACGCCCGACGAAGGGAACGUGCGUAGAAUGCACACUGCUGUUAAAUUGAACGAGGCGAUUGUGAGUCGCUCGCACGAUGCUCAACUAGUCAUCCUGAACCUGCCAGGACCACCUAAGGACACUAAGAUGGAACGGGAGUCAAACUACAUGGAGUUCUUGGAAGUACUCACUGAGGGAUUGGAACGAGUGCUCAUGGUCCGCGGCGGCGGCCAAGAAGUCAUCACCAUUUAUUCAUAAAGUGUGGAUUAGUUACGUUUGUCAGACCCAUUUUUCGGGUUUGAGUGGUUGAAAAUACUACAACAAUUUUAUUAAAUAAAUAACUAAAGUAGGUUAUGUCGCCUAUCGGAUAGUGAUCAUACCAAAGGAUACUUAUUUAUUCUUCUUAAUGUCAUAGUUUAUAUACAUAUAUAUGAGAAACCAACAAAGAAAGAGAGAAAGAGAAAAAAAAA